AAGUCGAAGGCAAGAUCAGAGAAACCGGGGAGCGUGUUCCGUUGAAGGAACGAGUGCCAUACAAAGAGUUUUCACAUAGCUUGGUGAGUUACUUACUAUAUAAACUAGGGGUGCGAAAAUGUAGCCCUCAAGUGCAAACACCGAGCAAAGAAGUGCAGCCAGUUUAGAGGUCAGGCUCGGGGCAGCGCGGGGUGUAGAGGGAGUCAACUCAGGUCACCUACUGAGCUAGCUGCUAGGCCGGAUUUGCCGGUAUUGGCACUGCAAUUAAUGUUCCCGAAAUUAAUUCGUUCCAUAAAGAGAACUCGGAGUAGUUCCCUUAUUUUCCGGACGCUGGCCACUGGUCGAAUCAAGUUUUCCCCGGGAUAUUGGCAGCAGGCGCAGUGGGAGAGCAGUGGCCUUCAGCUGAAGCGGAGCUGCUUGCCACAAUGGGUGGAAAUGGCGACGAGGAUACGGAGCGACUCAUAGGGGACGACUCUGCCAGUACUGGCGAGAGUGCAACGCAGCACGCGGCCAUCACGGGAACCAGUGGACAGGGACCAGUGCACGAACGUUGUGUAGAUGGUCCAUUCACGAGCCCUGCCUCGGACAAAGUGGCAGGCAAUAGCACGUCCAGAUUGUCAUCGGGGAUGUCGUCGCCGUCGGCAACGCAGGAAACAUUGGACGAUGACAUCAUGACGACGAUGAUCAACGCCGGCAGCUCAGGCCUGGGUAUGAGAUGUGUUCGAUAUUGUCCCACUCUUGUACGUGUUGCUUUGUCUCCACGAGGCCGUGAAGAAGCCAAGAAGAUCCUACGAUACUGCGUGCCCAUGAUUCUCUUCCUGCUGACGACGCACUUGGCACGGUUUCAGACAGUCCUGUUGGCCGGCCGCAUGCUGGGAGCGAUCGAGCUGGACGCUGUCGCUCUUGCCCUCUCUUACACCAACGUGGCUGGUCUCUCCAUUGUCAUCGGUCUGGUGACGGCGUGUGAGACGCUCUUCGCCCAGGCGUUUGGCAGUGUGAACAAGAAACGUGUUGGAAUUAUCAUGCAACAAGGUGUCUGUAUUAUGACGCUGGUGAUCCUGCCACUGACUAUCAUCUUCCUCAAUGCCGAACGCUUCAUGCUCUGGUUCGGUCAGAACCCAGAGGUAGCGAGACUAGCGGGAGUGUUUGCGCUGUACAACUAUUUCACUUUGAUUCCGUACAUGUUCUACAGUCUGGCAACACGCUACAUCAUAUGCCAGGGUAUGAUGUAUCCGACCGUUCUGUUCGGUGUGUUUGGCAACGUUGUUACGUUCGUCGCCAACAUCGUCUGUGUCAAGUACCUGGGCCUCGGCGUCAAGGGUGUGUCGAUUGGCUACUUGUGUGGAAUGACCUCGUACCCGAUCAUCGCCUGGCUCUACAUCUGGAAGCGGAAACUUUACGUGAACACGUGGGAUGGUUUGAAGUGGGAGAGUAUUCACGAAUGGAAACCGUUCACGCAUUUGGCCAUCUCCGGGCUGUUGAUGAUUUGUAUUGAGUGGUGGACCUACGAGAUCGUGCUCCUUCUUUCAGGUGUGCUAGGGGAUCUAGCUAUCGCUGUCAGUGUUGUGGUCUAUCAGCUGUUUGUCAUCACGUUUAUGAUACCAUUAGCGGGCGGCAUAGCCGUCAGUAUUGCCGUGGGCAACGCACUGGGUGCGGGUGAGCCAGUGCGCGCACGGUGCGCUAGCUAUGUUGGUUUCUGCUUGAACUUCACGCUGGCAGUGUUCUUCUGCUGUCUUUACUGGGCUACGCGCUACUACGCACCGUACAUAUUCUCCUCCUGCGAGCUGGUUGUGAAGGGAUUCGUUAGCCUGAUGAGCAUCUUGACGAUCACGGUCUUUUCCGAUUUCCUCAAGGCCAUGUACAGCGGGAUAUUCCGCGGCGUCGGGAGACAGCGACACGGUGCAAUCAUGAACUUCGUCAGCUACUACAUAGUGGCUCUGCCGCUGGGGAUUCCCCUAGCCUUCUACACUGGUCUGUCCUACAAAGGUUUAUGGCUUGGCGUAGGUAUUGGUACGCUAGUGCAGGUGGUGAUAGCAGUAUCGCUGAUCUAUCGUUUCGACUGGGAUGAAGAGUCUCUCAAGGCUCAGCGUCGCGUCGGUGUGGAAACCCCCGUGUUGCUGGAACGUGUUGGCGGCGCUGCGAAGAAAGGUCGCAAAGGGGCAAGCAAUGGCAGUGCCGCGGCAGAGGAGCACGUGGAGCUCGUGGCAUUCCGGCGACUACCAACAGCCGGCGAUGACAAUGAUGAUGACGUUGACAACAGCAGCGAACGUUAUACCAUCGACGCCGAGUCGCGGGCCACUAAUCUCAGCGUCAGCUCCAACGUGGAUGAUGAUGAGGAUGACGCCAGCAGUGUGAAUAGCGACCUACGUGUGGUCCGUCUGGAUGCAGACGAUCAGGAGCUGCUACCGGACUCGCCGGCGCCUGCAUCGCCUACACCGCGACCUCCACGCUAUCGGGGAGUGCCGGAUCGGCGUACGCUGAUCAACCGUUUCAUCUUCAUCGCCAUCUCAGUGACGCUGUGCCUCCUCGGCAUCGCGCUGCGCGUCUUCGUGCCGCUGCACCGCACCAGCAGGGACUAUGCGCAGAGCGGUUGCCCUGGCGACGUGGUCAACGGAACCAUGGCAACGCCACCGCCGUCGUUCAACACCAGCGACGCGUUCAACACCAGUGGUGCAGCGUUGGACCUUGCUGCCAUGCCCAUCUCCCCUGCCGGCUGGUCGUUGUUACCGGAAACGCAAUAUCGUGUGUGCAGCGGCUUUUCCUAGGGGUUUGCCUGCGCCCGAUACGGGCUGCAAAAUGAGAAAGACAAGCUCUCGCUCUCUUUUUACUCUCCUCCGUCGGUUUCUGCUGCUGUUGAGUGUGGGGUGAUGUCUUGCGCACGUCCGAUACACUCGGCGGAGGCUAUCCUUCACCCUAGCGAGCAGGUCGGGCGACGAAACCGUAUCAUGGUUCGUUUCGGCAAUGCGAAAAGACCCUGCGUGAGUGAGAGUUCUGGCUAGGUGGUGGCCUGUACAAGUGUACUGCUUAUAUGGCUAAUGGCUCAAUCUCGGGCUUGUCUGUUUUAUAUUGUUUGGGGCAUACGUGCUCAUUCUGGAAGUGAGCGUUCUUGUUCCAGGAGUGUGUGUUCUCAUUCCGGAAGCACUUGUUCCAACUCCGGAAUCAUGUGCUCUCACUCUAGAAGUGGGCAUUCUCGUUCGGGAAGCGUGUGGUCUUCAUCAAGGAGUGCACUGCCAAGCAGUGAUCAUGAGAUCACCACCGCAUGAGAUAGUCCGGUGAUCUAUGUUCCAUCUGUCUGCUGCCAAAAUCAAAUGUGUGUGUGUGUGUGUUUGCGCGCGUGUGCGUGCGCGUGCGUGUGUGUGUGUAUGCGCGCAUGCGCGCGCGCGUGUGUGUGUGUGUGUGUGUGUGUGUGUGUGUGUGUGUGUGUGUGUGUGUGUGUGUGUAGAGUUGCAUAUGCGAUAUGGUGCUAGUGAGCAGUCACAGCGACCAUUCCUACCUAUUUCAUUAUUCUGUUCGAUUAUUUUGCUUUUUGAGAGAAGUGAAAAGAGAAAUGUCAAAGAACUAGCCGACUGUCUUUAUCAAGACCCAAACCAGGGACCGUCGUUACCAUGGCUACAGGCCAGUGAUGCUCUACCAUUUUAAGUCAUGGAGUCGUUAUUUUAUUUUUUUAUUCCACAAUCACGAUGACAUAGUGCCAAUAAACAUGUGAUGCGGGUGAUUUUAACCAGGCAUGGAGUUAUUCUGCUCUGGCAAUGUUUUUCUGCUUCCACUGCUUCUCAUUGUUUCUCAUACCCUUUCCGAUACUGUACUGCGAUAUUGAUGGUUGCAAUGUUCCAACUGCCCGUCCCGUUGUAUUUUACAUAUGAAAAACCUACAUUCAUUGUUUGUGUUUUACUCUAAACCUGUCUUACAGAAAUGUUCCAGGCUGGCCUGUAAUAAUAUUUUACAAGUAUAGGGACAAUAGUCCCGAAACGUUGCAUCUUAGUUCUUACGCCAUGCUUAGAAACAUGCCAUGAAAGUCCUGACGACCUCUUUUGUACGGAGAAUCAUAUCCGAUACUCAUUAUGACUGAAAAAAUAGUAAUAUAUAUUUUAGCCUUUUCACAAUUUUUUUUCACAAUCUACGGGUGAUAUUUCUUUAGUGUCCGUGUGCUCAUGGCUGUAGGCAGGACGCCUGCUAGUAGUAGCGUUAUGCAUGAUGGCCUUUGGGGCGCGGGGAGCUUACCCAGCA
Molecule: messenger RNA, 4227 nt
Organism: Sycon ciliatum
Lineage: Eukaryota; Metazoa; Porifera; Calcarea; Leucosolenida; Sycettidae
Product: multidrug and toxin extrusion protein 1-like
Exons: 21
Coding region: 426-2765 (779 amino acids)
Biological process (GO): xenobiotic detoxification by transmembrane export across the plasma membrane
Cellular component (GO): membrane
Molecular function (GO): antiporter activity; xenobiotic transmembrane transporter activity
Source: RefSeq, a predicted model, not a curated record